Molecule: messenger RNA, 2172 nt
Organism: Cuscuta epithymum
Lineage: Eukaryota; Viridiplantae; Streptophyta; Magnoliopsida; Solanales; Convolvulaceae
Source: the annotation of a GenBank genome assembly
CAGACAGCGAAGAAACUUCCAACCGAAGAUAUACACCAAUCCUAUCCCUCCCUUCCUCACUCUCUCUCUGUAAUUUGCGAGCCAGUGACCGAAAAGAAAAACGUCUGGUCUAGUGAGAUAAAAAAACGUAUGCUUUAGUGAGUGAAAGUGGGCCCCUUCAGAUCCCAAGAACGCCCUUCUCCUUAAAUAAUACGGACUCGUAAUCUGCUGAAAAUCUAUGCCAUUUUCCUGCACCACCGCAGCGACAAUCCCAUACCCACACUCCCUCUCUGAGUGUGGAUAUUUCAGCAGCUGAGCUUCUUCCCGAUCUGCAGUGGGAUUUUCCAGUUCCUGCUGGGGGCUCAAGUCUGGGUCCUCGAUAACAGCUUGAAUUUGGCCCUCCAAGUGUGGUCCUUGCUUUGAAGCUUAAAUUCUCUACUGUGUGUUUUGGAGUGAGCUAGUCAGGAAUGCCACUCGAGGAAGCAAGAGGAAAAAUGCCGUUUGCCAACGACGCACCACCAGGAAGUUACUGUCCAACUGAUCUUAAUGGAGGCAUCCGUGGGUAUUCAUGGGCAGCAGCAGCAGCAAACAAUGAUAUCUUACGGAAUAGUGGACCCCAUUUCAGUGCUUCAUUGCAUCCGGCUCCCUUGAACCAUGAUCGGGUUCCUACUGCAAAGGAAAUUUGUAGACAGACGAUGUUACAGCAGGAGUCCAUAUUCAAACAUCAGGUCUAUGAACUUCACCGGGUUUACAAAAGGCAAAAGGAGUUGAUGGAGGAAGCCAGAAAGAGAGAACACUUUGGGAAUAGUUUAAAACUAUCUCUUGAAUCAGAACCAGUGCCAGAAACCUCUAUGGGCAUGCACUGGCUUUCAAGGAAUCUUUCGGGGGCUGGUCCCUCAAUGCUAGCUUUUGGAGAACCUCCAAGGUUUACUACAGCUUCUGGGGAUGAGCAGCGGCCAUCUAAUGUCAAUCAUGCAAUUACAGAGGUGCAGCAGCAUGUAGAUGAAGAGAAGCUUGAGUCCUCCUCUUACCAUGGAAAAGGCUCUUCUUUUUCAAGUUGCAGAAAGAUGGAUGUCUUGUUCGACUUGAAUGAGCCUCCUGCUGAGCUAGAUGAUGAACCAGAAUUCCCAGCUUCCUCUAGUCAACAUGAUCUCAUGAAUAGGAAUGAAGAUCCUUCUGAAAUGGAAAAAUCAAAUGCAGACUGUAUCGGCUCAAGUAAAAAAACAUCGCCCGAUAUUACUGUUGGAGAAAGCCAUACUGAUUCUGGCAUCAUUAGUUCGUCUUCUGAGAAAAAUGCGGAAAAUGGGCUGCUACCGUGCAAGUCUCGUGCUGUGAAACAUGGAAGCCACCUGAAAACUUAUGCCAAAGCUUCCUGUAGUUUGACACCCAGAAAGCCACAAAAAGAAAGGUCAAUUUCUGAUUUGGAAAUGUCUGACAAAAAUCAAACUGUAGCCCGCAUUGAUGUUUCCCCAUCUGUUCAAGCACCUGAAGAUAAAGAGAAAGAACAUUUCAAAGCUCCACUUAGCCCAGAGAACCAGGAGUCUUGUCCACCUAGAAAUGAUUCACCCGAGGCCCGAUUGGACACAUCGACUGGCUUAUCAAACGAUGACAGGCUCGCUGCUGAUACACUGGUUUUGAUUAUGUCAUCUCGGGUGGAACGACCUAUUGGCUGCCUUGAUUGGUUUGCUGGAAUUGCAUCCACUUUAGCGAAGAGAUCAAAGUGGGUGAAACCAGAGGGGCGGGCCAAGGAGGGAGGGAGGAGAAGAGCUAAGAGCAGCAACCAUGGGCAAGGGAUGAAAAGUUCAAAAGGUUUGAAGCAGCAGCAGCAGCCUGGUUGUAAGAAGAAGCACAUGUGGUGUUUUAAAGAAGUAUGGGGAAGGAAAAAGAAGCGAACACCUCGAUAUGCCAUAAGAAGGAUUGUCCCCCUUUCACCUUAGUUGGUUGGUUAAAAUAGUAUAGCAAAUAUAGCUGAUUGCUUAUAUAGCUGAUUGCCUGCCUCAAAUGGCUAUGUAACUAACUAGGUGAAGGGUUUACCACUGGUUCUCAGAUGGGUUUGUAGACAGGAUAGAACAGUGAAGCUUCUUUGCUCCCAAAUAUUAUUGUAAAACUAGGUCUGCCUUGCUGUGUGCAUACAUUGUGCAGGGGUUGUGCAGUAAUAUAUUUCUUGUUUUAUCAUCUUGAAAUUUUGGCCUU